Conger conger (European conger) is the source of this 2954-nucleotide messenger RNA. Its product is annotated as seizure protein 6 homolog. Gene Ontology annotation, biological process: regulation of dendrite development; synapse maturation. The transcript has 16 exons. NCBI's taxonomy places the organism in Eukaryota, Metazoa, Chordata, Actinopteri, Anguilliformes, Congridae. The coding region runs from base 33 to 2954 and encodes 973 amino acids. The record is from RefSeq and is a predicted model, not a curated record. Gene Ontology annotation, cellular component: dendritic shaft; dendritic spine; neuronal cell body.
CACAACCGCAGGAAUCUACUCCCGCAAAAGGCAUGUGCUUGAGAAGAGGUUACGGACUGAAUAUGCUCGUCCUGGUGGUCCUGUGUUAUCUGGUGAUGGGGAUACGCGGCCAGGCUGAGGAGCUGGAUGCAGAACAGAGGCAGGACUCUCCUACACAGGACACAGAGGUGGAGAUGCACAAGGUUACCACGGUGACCCCCAUCCAUGUGCCUAACCUCCACCCCGCCCUCUCCCACAGUUACGACCCUGUCUCCAAAAACCAGGAUUCCACACCAGCUCCUACUUCUGCCCCACCCCUGCCCCAAAGGGACACGCCCACCUCCUCUGACAUCACCAGCACCAUAGCAGCCACGCCCCCUAGGCAACCCCCCCAUUCUGUGCUGCCAGAUGGUGCAGCCUCUAAUGACAGUGGGAGGGGCGAUACGCUCCAUCCAAUGGGUGCCACUGCCACACCUGGCCCUGCCCACACCACCUCCACUGGGGAGCCGCCUGCUGAGGGUGGGGCCGUUGCCAUGGCAACCAGCGGCGCGAUCAGGACUACGGUGAGGGAAGGGGGCGUGGAGAUGCAAGAACCAAUGGGAGCGCAGUGGAACACAGGACUAGCCAGUGAGGUCACAGCGAUGACAUCAUCAUCCUCUGGAGACGAAGAUAAGAAAACCACAAUGACCAUAAUCACCACCACACAGACCCCAGUUCCCUGCAGCACGAACCUUACAGGCCCUGAGGGCUACAUCAAGUCUCCUCCCGCCCCUGGCACCUGGUCCCAGCCCUACCUGGACUGCACCUUCACUGUCACCGUCUACAUGGGCUACGGGGUGGAGAUACAGGUGCUGAAUGUGAGCCUUUUGGAAGGGGAGGCGGUGACCCUGGAUGACGUUGGAGGCAGGGUGCCCACAGUGGUGGCUAACGAGUCCAUUCUGAUGAAGGGGCUUGUGGUGAGGAGCCGGAGCAACCAGAUCGCUGUCCGCUUCCUGAGCGAGCAGUCUCCCCCUGGGUCAUUCCUGCUGCGCUACCAAGCAUUCGUGCUGAGCUGUCUGUUCCCCCAGAGGCCGGACUAUGGGGACGUAUCCGUCUCCAGUUUGCACUCAGGGGGGGAGGCGUAUUUCCUCUGCUCUACUGGGUACCAGCUGCAGGGCCCCCCCACACUCACCUGCCGCAACCACACCACCCCCUACUGGAGCGGCACGGAACCGCGCUGUCUGGCUUCCUGUGGAGGACUGAUUCGGAAUGCCACAGUGGGCCAGAUUGUGUCUCCUGGUUUCCCCAGCAACUACAGCAACAACCUGACCUGCCACUGGGUCCUGGAGGCCCCGGAGGGGCACAGGGUACACGUGCACUUUGAGAAGGUGGCCCUGGCCGAGGAUGAUGACAGGUUGUUGAUAAAGAACGGGAAUAACAUCGACUCCCCGCCCCUGUAUGACUCAUACGAGGUGGAGUACCUGCCCAACGAGGGCAUCGUGAGCUCCGGCCGGUACCUGUUCAUCGAGCUGACCACUGACAGCUCUGGCAGCUCCACCGGGGCCGCCAUCAGAUACGAAGCGUUUGGCCCAGGUUGCUGCUAUGAGCCCUUUGUGAAGUACGGGAACUUCAGCAGCAGCGACGCUUCUUUCGGGGUGGGGGCGGUGGUGGAGUUCUCCUGCAAUCCGGGGUACACCCUGGAGCAGGGCUCCGUCACCAUGGAGUGUGUGGACCCCCCCGACCCGCAGUGGAACGAGACUGAGCCUGCCUGCCGAGCUGUGUGCAGUGGAGAGAUCACAGACUCAGCGGGGGUGGUUCUCUCUCCUAAUUGGCCGGAGGCAUACGAUAAGGGGCAGGACUGCAUCUGGGGUGUGCAUGUGGAGGAGGACAAGAGGAUAAUGCUGGACAUCCAAGCGCUCCAUGUGGGCAGGAGUGACCUGCUCACCUUCUAUGAUGGCGAUGACCUGACAGCAAAGAUCCUGGGGCAGUAUGCCGGCUCACGCCCACGGUUCAAACUGUACACCUCCACCGCUGAUGUCACCAUACAGUUCCAGUCUGACCCCGCCACCAACAUCUACGGCUAUCACAACGGCUUUGUGGUCCAUUUCUUUGAGGUUCCUCGGAACGACACGUGUCCGGAGCUUCCGGAGAUUUCCAGCGGGUGGAAGACGACCUCGCACCCCGAGCUCGUCCACGGCACAGUGGUGACCUAUCAGUGCUACCCCGGGUUCGAGGUGGUCGGCUCCGAGAUCCUCAUGUGCCAGUGGGACCUCACCUGGAGCGGGGACCUGCCCAGCUGUGAGAGAGUAGUGUCGUGCCCGGACCCUGGCAUCGUGGAGCACAGUCACAGGGUGAUGUCGGGUCCCAGGCUGACUGUGGGCUCCACGGUGCAGUUCAUCUGCAAUAAGGGCUACGUGCUGUCAGGGAACAGCCUGCUCACCUGCUACAACCGAGACCCCUCCGGGCCCAGGUGGACUGAGAAAGCACCCAAAUGCCUGUCGGAGACGUUCGAGCCCUGCAGGAACCCAGGGACCUCCCGGUUCAGCGUGCAGACCGUGGAGAAGCGGUUCUACCAGGCAGGGGAGACUCUGCGCUUCUCCUGUCUGGGCGGGUACCUCCUGCAGGGCGAACACAGCAUCCGCUGCAUCCCUGGACACCCCUCCCGCUGGAGCAGCUCGCCCCCUACCUGCAGAGCUUCCCCUGCUAUGCAGUAUGUAAAUGAGAGACGGUUGGAAGUUGUCAAUACGGAUUUCAACAUGGAGGGCACAAGUAUAGCAAUGGCAGUCUUCAUUCCCAUCACCCUCAUCCUCCUCAUCAUUGUUGGGAUUUACCUCUGCUUCUCCAGGGUGCAUGGGAAGUCUCUGCACCUGCCUAUGUCAACCUCCACACCUUACGGACACAUCACAGUGGAGUCAGCCCUUGACAACCCAACCUUUGACACAGCAGUGAGCACCCCCGCCCCAUUCCUUGUGUUCCCCGAUAACGAUGUCUCUUAG